AUGUGGUGUGAUGAGUCGGUCUGGACCGCUGUGCAUGAUAGCAAUGAAGAAGCAGAGGAGGAGGAGCAGAAUGAUGACUCCUUCAUGUCUGAUCUCUUUUCUCGUCUGGGAUUUUAUACACAUAGUACACGCGAAUCUACAUCAGAAGCGGAUACACCGAUACGCCCGACUACUGAACGCAGUAACAAUCAAGGACGCCGUACAUGCGAAUCUACACCAGUAACAGAUACACCGACACGUCCGAGAACUGCUCGCAAUAAGCCUAGUUUGCCUUCAGCAACGGAAACACCGAGACGCCCGAAAAAUGCACGCAAUAAACGCAAUUCUACUUCAGCAACAGAUACACCGACACCUCCGAGAACUGCACGCGCUAAACGCAAUUCUACUUCAGCGACAGAUACAACAAUUACUGAACCCAAUAGUACUCCGAGACGUACACGAAAACCUACCCCCAAAGCUACGCCUAAAUCAGCUUCUACCCGUAACCCGCGCAGUCCUCUCGCUGGAGCUGACUCUACACCUCUUCCUUCAACCGGACCUAGUAGUGAUGGUAUUGAAGAGCUCACUGACCGGCUCAAGGACUUGAAUGCUGGAGAUGAAGAUGACAUGGAUCUUGAUUUAUCAGACGCCGAUUCUGUAAUCGCUACCCAGAGUGUUGUCAGUUACGGUCCUCGUGACCCACAACACCGAGACUAUGAUAAAUACCUGCCUGAUGGCCUUCAUGGUUCAUUGUAUUAUGACAUUGUUAUCAAACAUCUAUCGACGAAGCUAUACAAGAAAGAUGGGCCAGGCUAUGUUUAUAUCCUUCGAGUGACGCCAGUGACUCCAGACAAGGAUGGUGCAGAAUCAACAGACAACAAGAAAAUCAUCCUCAAAGUUGGAAGUUGCGGAAGCAUACCGGAACGGCUCAAAACGCUGUCUGAAAAAUGCAAACACUAUGAAUACGAGAUUAUCAGGGACUGGCCGGAAAUAGGCCUAAUAGACUUGUCAUACAAGGCUGAGAAACUGGCUCAUGCAACAUUGAAGCACCGGUCUUAUCAGUCUAAUUGUUUAUGCGACAAGAGACACACAGAGUUCUUCAGAGUAUGCCCUGAAGAAGUGAAGGACGUAUAUAAGUGCGUUAAGCAUUGGGCUCAUAUCAUGAAUACAUACAAGGAUGAACUAUGGCGUAAUGCAUCAAACAGAACACGUUCCUGAUCUCGUUGAUUUACAAGAUAUGCUGCUGCUCACGGAGCGGCGUGUGGCAUGCUGAGCAACAAGCAUCACUACCUUUUAUUUUUAGUCCUUGCAAGUUCUUACAUUCUGUCGAACAUUCUAAUAUAGUAUCUAUACUUUGUCUUAGGUCGCAUAUUACUUAUUUGGUUGCUGUCAAC
This is a messenger RNA of Talaromyces stipitatus ATCC 10500, 1373 nucleotides long. RefSeq lists its product as uncharacterized. The record is from RefSeq and is a predicted model, not a curated record. The transcript has 2 exons. NCBI's taxonomy places the organism in Eukaryota, Fungi, Ascomycota, Eurotiomycetes, Eurotiales, Trichocomaceae. Bases 1 to 1197 code for a protein of 398 amino acids.